CAGUGUUUCUCUCGGUCCGCCUUCUCUCCUCCCGACUCAAUUCAGCUGUUUCGUCGUGAAGCGUCCAAGUAGCGGAGGAAAGGGAAAGGAGAGGGGGGAGACUGAUGUUCUAGAGAAGGAAGAAAGUAAACGAAAUUAAAUAUUAACACCACCCGUCAGCGGAAAGUUGAAGCGGCACUACUUUGAAGUCGCCGCUUUGGUCCAUGCAGAGACAGCGUAUGGUGUAAACACGUUAGUGGAGUUGUGACAUUCCGCGGUGAGCGACACGGCAGAGGGAAAGGUCUCCUCCCAGGCUGUUGACGGAUACAGCUCGGCUCCAGUGAAAGAAGACACGGCCGGACCUGACUGUUCACUACCUCGGCCAGUGGGUUCCCAGGAUGUCUUCGAAGGCGCACAGCUCCAACAGCAUCGCCCACGCCCGGCGGACGGUGCAGCAGCUGAGGAUAGAGGCGAGCAUCGAGAGGAUAAAGGUCUCCAAGGCCUCUGCAGACCUCAUGAACUACUGCAGUGAACAUGCCAGAAACGACCCCCUCCUCAUGGGCAUCCCCACCUCAGACAAUCCCUUCAAGGACAAAAAAACCUGCACUAUAUUGUAGUGGAUGCCACUUAGCCUUUAUGUGUUUUAUUGUGCUUAUUAAUGUUGCUGUACUCUUUUGUUGGGAUAAGUGCGGGGGGGAUGGUAUCAUUACGUUCACAUCUUCUCUGAGCAGGGUGUGAGCUCCACUAACUGGGAGACUUUGCUGCAUAACUUAGCGUCCUCCUCAGUGAUGCGUUUGAUUCUUCUUAAUGUGUGUAAACAUGUCUCCUAUUCAUUCCACAGUGACUGUUUCUGUCUCUCUUGCCUUAAUGGAUUCAUACAGCCAAAGCUUCCCUUCAGAAUCUUAAAUACUUUUUAAUUUAAGGCGAGACACAAACAUUUCUCAUGCUCUUGUCAAUUUUUGAUUGAUUGUUUUUCUCUAUCAUGUAUCUUUUUAAAACAUUCAAAAUACACAUUAAGAUCAUUAUUUUACCCUUUCUGAGUAUGUGGAUUCCUCCUAAAUUCACCCAAAGUUAGCAUUUGAUAACGUCAUUAUUUUUGGCAUAUUUCUACAUACACUUUCCGAACAACUUAUAAUACAAAAUACAAUUGUCUUAUUGUAUGUGAAUAUUUGAGGAAGUCUCAUACUGAUAUAUAUUAGUUUCUAGAUAUUACUGUCACCUGCAAAGGCCAAAACCACUGUGUCCCUCCCCUGCCUGAAAAGCCUGCUAGCAUUCCAACACAUUGUAAGUGAUAGGCUAAUAGGCCAUCUCUAAGCGGUUGACCAAUCAUUCAUAGCCUGAUUUAUAUCAAAUGUUAUUCCAAAACUCCCAGUAAAGAAAUCUUGAAUUUUGAAUGGCUGGCUUUAUCAAAGGCUAUUUGCAUAUUUCACAUAUCAUUUCGAAACAAUCCACCUGUAGUGUCUCGCCUUAAAUGAAUAAUAAUGGUUCAGACUUCCCAUCAGUGUUUUAGGGAUGAUGUGCAGUUUAGCCGUUAUUCAAAUGUUACCAUGAAGUAUCUUUGAUUAAUGACAGUGCUAGUAACACUCAGUAUUCUGCAUCCUGGCUCUGACUGGUCACGAUAAUCCACAUGCUGUUUAACCCCCCAUGUUCCUAACAGUUGCAGUAUGCACCAUGAUACAGUGUUGUCUUAAACUGAGUUAAUGACCAUUCUGAGACAUUCAUUCCAUAUCAACAUCUUCAA
Messenger RNA from Trematomus bernacchii (emerald rockcod), 1720 nucleotides. RefSeq names its product guanine nucleotide binding protein (G protein), gamma 12a (gene gng12a). The record is from RefSeq and is a predicted model, not a curated record. Gene Ontology annotation, cellular component: heterotrimeric G-protein complex. Gene Ontology annotation, molecular function: G-protein beta-subunit binding. The coding region runs from base 378 to 596 and encodes 72 amino acids. Gene Ontology annotation, biological process: G protein-coupled receptor signaling pathway. NCBI's taxonomy places the organism in Eukaryota, Metazoa, Chordata, Actinopteri, Perciformes, Nototheniidae. The transcript has 3 exons.